Trypanosoma grayi is the source of this 600-nucleotide messenger RNA. Its product is annotated as ADP-ribosylation factor 3. Gene Ontology annotation, molecular function: GTP binding; GTPase activity. Gene Ontology annotation, cellular component: microtubule cytoskeleton; cytoplasm. The record is from RefSeq and is a predicted model, not a curated record. Bases 1 to 600 code for a protein of 199 amino acids. The transcript has a single exon. NCBI's taxonomy places the organism in Eukaryota, Euglenozoa, Kinetoplastea, Trypanosomatida, Trypanosomatidae.
AUGGGCCUUCUGGAUCUGCUGCUCAGGAUGAAACCCUCAUCUCGUAGAAUCAGACGGAUCCUUAUCCUUGGUUUAGACAAUGCUGGAAAGACAUGCAUCCUCAAGAAACUGAGCGAUGAUGACACCUCCAACACCAUGCCGACGCAGGGGUUUAACAUCAAGACCCUUACUGCAGGGCGACUGAAGCUUAAUGUCUGGGACAUUGGGGGGCAGGAUUCGAUCCGGCACUACUGGCGUCAAUACUUUGGUGAGACCGAUGUGCUUGUUUUUGUUAUUGACACAUCUGAUAUGCAGCGGGUAGAAGAAGCGAAGUCGGAGUUACAUCACAUAUUGGAAGAGGAAAAACUAACUGGAGUACCGCUUUUAGUGUUUGCGAACAAACAAGACAUCCUUGGAGCUGUAACGGCUGAUGAAAUCACCACUAUUUUGGGGUUAAAUGACGUGAGUAAUCGCCAUUGGCAGGUUCAGCCGUGCUCUGCCAAGACCGGAGAUGGUUUGGACAUGGGAGUGACUUGGAUAGUAGAGGAGCUGGAGCGGAAUGCACCUGGUCGGAAAGGUUCCAUGAAAACUCCUUUCUCUUCUCCUGAUAAAGUGAAGUAA